AUGGCUUCCCUGGGGAUGCAGAUGCUUGCCAGCGCCCUCUGCCUCCUGGGUUGGGUAGGGGUGAUCAUCAGCUGCAUUAUGCCGAUGUGGCGGGUCACGGCCUUUGUGGGCAGCACCAUCGUCACCUCACAGACCAUCUGGGAGGGCAUCUGGAUGAGCUGUGUGGUCCAGAGUACGGGCCAGAUCCAGUGUAAACCCUACGACUCCCUCUUGGCUCUUAGCGCAGACCUGCAGGCCGCCAGGGCUCUCACAGUCCUUGCCAUCGUAACAGGCGGUAUGGGACUUCUACUGGCCUUUGUCGGGGGGAAAUGCACUCGCUUCCUGGACGAGGACGGGGGCAGGGCUAAGGGUAAGGUCAGUGUGGCAGCAGGGGCAGUGUUGAUUGCCACGGGGCUGCUGUGUCUGAUUCCCGCCUCGUGGGCGGCCGGAGCGGUGGUGCAGAGGUUCUACAGCGCGUCCAUUGAUGCACAGCGCAGGGAGAUCGGAGCGUGUCUGUACAUUGGCUGGGGAGCAUCCAUCCUGCUCAUUUUGGGAGGAGGGUUGUUCAUCAGCUCAUCCUGCCCCCUUAAAGCCCACGAUGCAGACAAGAGUCCCUCGGUCCGCUACCUUGUUGUCCGCUCGAGCAACGGAUCCAGCCAGGCAGCUUCUCAGCGCAGCAGGGGGCCGCCAACAAGUUUUCAGCCCUUGAAGCCAGUGGUUGCAAGAUCGUUGAGCAAUGAGGGAGCGUCAACAAAACCCCAGCCUGGACUGGCGAGCAAAAGGCCACCUUGGGAGGAUGGGCCAGCAGUGGCUGAGUUGAACUCAAAGCAAGGGUCAGGGGGAACUGGUGGUAGCAGGACACCGUCCACAAAGUCUCAGAUGAAGAGACCCGCGUCAAGAAAUUCAGAGGAAAGUACGAGUACCACGAAAUCCCAGCUUAAAAGAGCUGCAUCCAAGGAGAGCUUACAAGAGUCAGUCAACUCUCAAGCUACUGGGGAUGCAUCCUUAAACCCAGCUAGAACAUAUAUAUAAACACACACAAACACAUAUACACACAAAAGACACAUAAUGAGACUAUGGACCAGUAGAAAAUUAAUGUUUACUUGUUUCAGGAUGAUGUAACUAUGAAAUGUUUUAGAUAUGCUUUGCAAAAUAAUGGACUGACAUUCCGCUGGAGUUUGGUUACACAUUAACUGCUGCCGGAUGAAACUUCAAAAAUGAUUUGUGAAAUUUGAAAAAAAAACAUACACAUCUUCAACGACAUCAGUCCGUCCAUGGAUAUUUCUGGAUCAACAGCUCUGCAUUUUAAAAAAAAAAUAAGAACAGAGGGAGAUGUUAUGGACGCUGCAGGUUUAGACGCUAUACGUUGAGGGAAACAUACACACUCAGCCUAUAAGAGGCCAGUCAAACCCUCCAACCUUUUCUAAAAAGAAUGAAGUCACGAUUUUUUUUCUGCAACGGCGUGGAGACAAUUGAUAUCUGUUAUUGUUAUCAACAGUGUGUAUCACCGAUUGUACAUUAACUUGCACACAGUAUGUAUAUGUUAAAACUGUAAAAAAAAAAUUUCGGCGAUUUUGUGAUUAAUUUGUAUUGUUUUUGGGUAUAGUAUGCGUAGGCAUUAAGUCGGGAAGGAGGGGGGGCUGCACCCUCCUAGUGGUGGGUGCAGCCCCCUCCCCCAGU
Molecule: messenger RNA, 1659 nt
Organism: Lampris incognitus (smalleye Pacific opah)
Lineage: Eukaryota; Metazoa; Chordata; Actinopteri; Lampriformes; Lampridae
Product: claudin-4-like
Exons: 1
Coding region: 1-1011 (336 amino acids)
Biological process (GO): cell adhesion; bicellular tight junction assembly
Cellular component (GO): bicellular tight junction; plasma membrane
Molecular function (GO): structural molecule activity
Source: RefSeq, a predicted model, not a curated record